AUGUCAACAAGUAUUCCUGUGAUCGUGAAGCUAUUAGCAUCAUCUGUUUCCGUGGCCGGUCGAGCAGGAAAAAUUGUAAGAGAUGUUAUGAGCAAAGGGGAACUUGGUAUUGUAGAAAAGGGUAAAGAUGAUUAUCAAACAGAAGCUGAUAGGUCAGCACAACGAUGUAUCAUAGCUUCUUUAUCAGCACAAUUCCCCAAAGUUCAUAUUAUAGGUGAAGAGGACAAUCCAGACACAGAGGGUGAGGUACCAAGUGAUUGGUUAGUAAUAGACGCAGACAAGGAAGUGUUAUCUCUUGAAUGCCCUUCUAAACUUCAAGGUGUAAAGGAAGAGGAUAUUGUAGUAUGGGUGGACCCGCUUGAUGGAACUUCAGAGUAUACCCAAGGUUCCCUCAUGUUGAAGAAAGAUCCUUGGGAAAGAUGGAAAAUGUAUUUGACUCAUCCAUUUAUAAGUAUCAAGUGGUAUUUAAGUUUACUACAAUCACACUAUGGUUUCCUGGAGCAUGUAACAGUUCUGAUUGGUAUAUCAGUAAAUGAAAAACCAGUGGCUGGUGUCAUACAUCAGCCAUAUUACAAAAGUUUAGUUGGUGGAGAAAAGAAAAUUGGAAGAACUAUCUGGGGUCUGCAAGAAGUUGGUGUUGGAGGGUUUACUGCAGCCCCGCCGCCAGACUCCUUAAUUCUCACUACUACAAGAAGUCAUUCAAACCCAGUUGUAGAGAAAGCAUUGCAAGUGAUGAAUGCAGCACAAAUACUAAGAGUUGGUGGUGCUGGUUACAAAGUUUUACAAUUACUAGAAGGAGCAGCAUCGGUUUAUGUCUUUGCUAGUCCCGGCUGUAAGAAAUGGGACACCUGUGCUCCUGAAGCGAUCCUCAGCGCAGCUGGUGGAAAGUUAACCGACAUCCUAGGAAAUUAUUACAAGUAUGGGGCCUCAGAAGGAAGACCAAACAAAACUGGUGUCCUAGCUGCCGCAAAUAGUGAACUCCAUGACUAUGCUCUUAGCAGAAUCCCUCAAGAAUUAAAAGAUAAAUUAGCUAAUAAG
Molecule: messenger RNA, 1038 nt
Organism: Brenthis ino (lesser marbled fritillary)
Lineage: Eukaryota; Metazoa; Arthropoda; Insecta; Lepidoptera; Nymphalidae
Source: the annotation of a GenBank genome assembly